Molecule: messenger RNA, 2104 nt
Organism: Closterium sp. NIES-67
Lineage: Eukaryota; Viridiplantae; Streptophyta; Zygnematophyceae; Desmidiales; Closteriaceae
Source: the annotation of a GenBank genome assembly
UCUUAGCAAUGCCCGCCCCUCUGGAGACACUCGCACGAUUCGAGAAGGACGUGAAGCGAACCGACACCGGGUUCCUGGCGAUAGCAACAGAGGUGGAAAACGACAAGGAGAAGACCUCGGAACCUCCGGGAAAAAUCAAGGAAUUACUGAAGGAGUUCCAAGACAUUCUUCCUGACGAUCUUCCGAACGAGCUACCGCCAUACCGAACGCAUCAACACGAGAUCGUGGAGGAACCAGGUUCGAAGCCGACCUUCCGAGCACCAUAUCAGCUCAGCCCCACUGAGCUGACCGACAUGAAAAAACAGAUCGAGUAUCUCCUCGCCAAAGGACUCAUCCGACCAUCCACUUCGCCAUACGGUGCCCCAGUGCUCUUCACACCGAAACCGGACGAAAGCCUGCGCAUGUGCAUCGAUUACCGAGCUCUCAACAAGCAGACCAUCAAGAACAACAAGCAGAAGCAGGCGGGACUACUACAACCUCUUCAUGUCCCAGAACAACCAUGGCAAGUGGUUAGCCUGGACUUCAUCACCGGGUUACCACCUACCACAAGCGGUCAUGACGCAAUUCUUGUCGUCAUCAACAAGUUCUCCAAAAUGGGACACUUCAUCCCGACACACACGACAGCACAUACAGAAGAAACAGCACAACUCUUCGUUCGCUACAUCAUCUCACAACAUGGCAUUCCAACUACACUCAUCUCUGACCGAGACCACAAGUUCACCAGCAAGUUCUGGAAGGAACUAAUGUCUCUGCUCGGGACCAAACUCGCCAUGUCAUCCGCCUACCAUCUGCAGACAGACGGACAGACCGAGCGCCUCAACCAGAUUGUCGAGCAACUCCUCCGAGCAGCCUGCAAGGACGAGAUCUCCAAAUGGGACUUGCACCUGCCCGUACUAGAGUUUGCUUACAACUACGCUACACACGCCGCUACUGGACAAAUGCCGUUCUUCCUCUGCUACGGACGCCACCCACUCACACCACAAAAACCGACAGCAUCAGCUACAGUCCAACCUGGACACGAUUUUAUCACAACCAUGCAUCAGCUUUGGGAUAGGACCCACAAGCGCCUCCUUGACAUUCAGCAGCAACAGAAGCGCCAGGCCGAUUGCCAUCGCAACGACCACACCAUUACCAUGGGAGACCAGGUGCUCCUCGACACCCGCAACCUUGACAUCAGUCAUCUCCCAUCUAAACUUCGACCUCGCUUCUGCGGGCCUUUCCUCGUUGAAGCACACGUCACUCCUGUUACCUUCCGCUUAUGCCUGCCAGCUACCUGGAAGAUUCACAAUGCCUUCCAUGUCCAACUUUUGAAGCCCUAUCGGGAUCUGAACACGACCUUCGUGGGACGCCAACCGCCGCCACCGCCGCCCGUCCUCGUCCAGAAUGAAACCGAGUACGAGGUCGAGUCCGUGCUUGCACACCACCGUCAUCGGAACGGCACCGUGGAGCUUCUUAUUCAUUGGAAGGGUUAUGAUCCUUCUGAGGACAGCUGGGUACCUGAGAUCGACAUGGGUAACGCCCGUCAUCCUCUUCAUGACUACCUUGUCAAGCAGGGAACGGAUGCUGAAGCGGCGCCAGCACAUGCAGCAGCAGCAGCAGGGCCAGCAGCAGGGGCGGCAGCAGCAGCAACAGGAGCAGGGCCAGCAGCAGGGGCAGCAGCAGCAGCAGCAGCAGGAGCAGGGCCAGCAGCAGGGGCGGCAGCAGCAGCAGGGGUGGCGUCAGCAGCAGCAGCAGCAGCGGCAGCAACAGCAGCAGGAGGAGCAGCAGCAGCAGGGCCAGCAGCAGGGGUGGCAGCAGCAGCAGCAGGGUCAGCAGCAGGGGCGGCAGCAGCAGCAGCAGGAGCAGGGCCAGCAGCAGGGGCGGCAGCAGCAGCAGGGGCGGCGGCAGCAGCAGCAGCAGCAGCAGCAGCGGCAGCAACAGCAGCAGGAGGAGCAGCAGCAGGGACAGCAGCAGGGACAGCAACAGGGACAGUAGCAGGGACAGCAACAGGGAAAGCAGCAGGGACAGCAGCAGGGGCAGCAAUGGGGACAGCAGCAGGGACAGCAGCAGCAGCAGCAGCAGGGCCAGCAGCAUAGGCAGCAGCACCUGCGACAACCAGAGGGGC